This is a messenger RNA of Trichosurus vulpecula (common brushtail), 792 nucleotides long. RefSeq names its product protein FAM170A-like. The coding region runs from base 1 to 792 and encodes 263 amino acids. Gene Ontology annotation, biological process: fertilization. The record is from RefSeq and is a predicted model, not a curated record. Lineage: Eukaryota; Metazoa; Chordata; Mammalia; Diprotodontia; Phalangeridae. The transcript has a single exon. Gene Ontology annotation, cellular component: nucleus.
AUGCCAAUAAGAGUGAAACUGAGAGCUUUUUCAUUUCGUUUCUCAGGGGCUGUGAGAGCAGAAGAUCUGGUCCAGCCUGCGCCCAGUGGGGAAGACAGGGCUGAGAGGCAAGAAGAAAGAGAAACUUCUUCUCCGUCACUUUAUUCUCUACUUUCCUCUUCCUCCUCUUCUUCUUACCACUCCUGUGUCUCCUCACUCUCUGACAGUGAAGAUGAUCCAGUCAGCUUCAGCUACUUCCAUGUAGAAACGAUCACAGCAGAGAACAUUGCAUGGGAGUCUGAUGCCAAAUUGGAACCAAUUCCAAAGAGGUCUAGGAUGUACAGCAGGGAGGAGUGGGAGGGGAGUAUACUAGAUUCUUCUCCCCAGAAUGUAUCCCCCUUGGCCCUAUUCAUUGGCAAAGAUCCCACUCUGGAAGGUAACAACAAAGAAAUAGAAGAGGAAAAAGCAGGAACCUCAAGGGACUCUGAAAAAAGACCAGAGCUCCAGACUCCUGACUGGACCAGUCCUCCAAAAGGUGCCUACCACUGCAUGACCUGCUUCAGAAUUUUCUCUACCCAUGGGGCUCUGGAAGCACAUACACAUCACAAGACGAGAGAGAGUUUCAGCUGCAGUAUUUUUCACCCAAUACAAGAGAGAAUUACCCUGCAGAAUGGAGUCCAGAGCGAAAAUCUCAAGAGAUUGCACCAGGAAAUUCAACCAGGGCAUCAGGAAGAUGAGAGUCAAAGUCAGACUGUGCAUCAUCAAGAAGAGAAAUGUGGUGAAGACCCAUUUCUGAAGAGUCAGUGCACUUGA